GCAUCUACAAGGUAGCGGGCAAUAAUAUGCAGCCGCUUCUCCUCGCGUUGACUUUCUCAGCUGCCUCGGCCUUCGUCGCGCCCACGACGCCUGCCGUGGGCCUCGUUCUCGAUGGAUCUGCAGUCGAUGAAACCGCGAUCGGGGUCCAAGCGCCGGCAGGUUUCUGGGACCCGCUUGGGUUGAGCACCAAUCAACCAGAGGGCUUUGAACGCCGUCGUGCUGUUGAACGUAAACAUGGCCGCAUUGCCAUGGUGGCGAUGGUAGGAUGCAUCGCGCACAACGCCGACGUGGAAUUCCCGGGCUACCUCUCUCUCUCUCAACAGCUCAAGUUCUCUGAUAUCCCGAACGGCGGCCAGGGUAUCUUCAAGGUUCCAGCUGCCGGUAUCGCGCAGAUUCUGCUCUUCACAGGACUGAUUGAGAUGGCGUGGUGGCCUGCAUCUAAGUAUGACGGCGACUAUAACGUUGGUUUCUUUGGUGCAAAAUACGGGCCGGAAAAGAAAACGGAGAAGCUGAAUGCGGAGAUGGCUAACGGUCGCCUUGCCAUGCUCGGUAUUAUUGGCAACAUGUUUGCUGAAGGUCAGACCGGCCAGACGCUCGGCGAGCAGAUCGGUUCCGGUAACAUGAUCCCAUUCUAAGCACCUCAAGUUCCAAAUAUGAUAUUUCAUUGCCUUUUGGCCAGGAACGUGCGCAUCACGCACCACAAAGGAGGACCAUAUGCCAACCUACCGGGGCGCCAAGCUAGAUAGGUAGCCUACACAACCCCCCGCGCUAACCCACCUGGUGGUAUACUCU
Molecule: messenger RNA, 792 nt
Organism: Aureococcus anophagefferens
Lineage: Eukaryota; Pelagophyceae; Pelagomonadales; Pelagomonadaceae
Gene: LHC22
Exons: 3
Coding region: 27-635 (202 amino acids)
Biological process (GO): response to light stimulus; photosynthesis, light harvesting in photosystem I
Cellular component (GO): membrane
Source: RefSeq, a predicted model, not a curated record